UGAGGCGGGCGCGUGGGCGUCGCGUUGGUCAAGGCGUUGGCCAUGCUCCCCAGUGUGUCUGUGGCUCCCUCAGCUGUGGUCUACGGCGCCCGCGGCGGCGCCCGCGGCGCCUUGCCGCUGGCGGGUAGCCGGCGCUUGUCAGUGCGCCUGCGCGGGGGAGGGCGAGGGGCGGGGUUGUUGGUCGGACGGGUCGAGCCGCGGGGAGGCGUCAGUACGGGACGGAGCGUCGCGAGUGUGUGGUGUGUUGUGUGGCGGGCGGAGCAGCGGCGGCGUGGCGGUGGGCGCUGCGGUACCGUACCGAGGAGAGAGGGAGGGAGAGCUGCACACGUCCAGAGGAGAGAGGCCGGAGCCAUGUCCAACAGACGGACACUCGGAGAAAAUCACGAAGUGCUGAGCCGAAACGCCUUCUGUUCGGGCUACGUGGACAGCUUCGGCAAAUGGAACAACGGCUUCCCGUGCCCGCGGAUUGACGACGAGGAGGUGUUUUGCUGCGGGACGACCACCUACCGGUACUGCUGCAGCGGCCGCGUCGGCUCCGACUACGACGGCGAUUCGGACCGAGCCGCCGCCGACUUCCUCAGCGAAAACCUGCCUCUGGUGCUGGGUGUGGCAGCGGGAGCCCUCAUCACCCUCGUCUUGGUCAUCAUCAUCUCUUGCUUCUACUGCAGCUGCUGUGCCGGCUACAAGAAGCGCAGCGAGGCCAAGAGAGACCGGAUGUACGCGUCCACGUCCAGCGGGGUGGCCAACAUGUACAGCUGCUCGACAGCCUCGCUGGGGAGGCGCGACUUCAGGGAGGCGGGCCGCGACAGCCGCCGCGAGCAGCUCGAGGACAUGCUGCACAUCCAGGAGGUGAUGGAGGUGGCAUCGGUGUCGCAGCGCAGCGCGCCCAGCCUGCCGCGCACCUUCCGCCACAACAGAGCGUCCCUGGCCGACUCGGUUGGGAACGCCUCCGUCUCCACGACGACCGACAACGAGCGUCAGUUGUUUGUCAAACACGAGUCGGUGGACAUGCCGCCCAUCUACAACCUCAACAAGCUAAGCAACUUCGAGGAGGUGCUGCCCUACCCGCCGUCAUUCGCCUCAGAGCGAUGUGACUUCGGGUCGGGUCACUACAUCGCCGGCAUGUCGCCAAACGACGAUAACUUCUACCGUGCCACCAAGAUGUGAGCGAUUUGAGUCACUGUGCGAGGUCGAGCCUACUCAAUAGUGACCGGAACUCAUGCUGGGGUGUGUGCAGGUGGCUAUUAUGUGGUGAGACGUUGCCAGACGGUCCAUAGACGGUUACCAGACGGCGGUUGUGCUGGCCAUUCGUCUGUGAUCACCGCGCACACAACCGCAGACCAGACGCCGGGACCGGAAACCUCUGCAGACUUCCGACCGCAAACCGAUGAUGACGGACGCGUCUGGUAGUGGCUGGGGCCGAACUGAAGGGGUGGCGGUCCACCAGAGUCCGGUCGGGACGCUCUGAACCAGCGCACCUUUGGACUCCAGGGGAGAGGGACGGUGUGUCUGCAAAUCAUCAGCGCGCCGCGGACUGUGAGCGCUCCCCCGGUGUGGUGACGGUGCAGAGGGGGUCCAGCGGGCCGCCGUAUCAUCUGAGGCUGCAGCACAGUCAUCCCAUGUGAUAGGAAUGAAUGCGACGCGGCGCGGGCAUUGAUAGUGUUGGGGGUUAUCGGUGCAGUGUUAUUAGUGCCAGCGCUGGGUGCGUUGAUGCGCGUGAGUGUUUGAGAUGUGGUUGAUACGCGAAUGAGAUCGGGUCUGUGGACGUAAAAGGACGGCUUUGUCGCAGUGGCAAACGUUGUCGCUGACACCGACAGUUCACAGUGUCGUUUGCACAGCCUGAUGUAACACAGUCCAGUAUCGCCGUUUGUAUCUAAUCCUGUCGAAAGAGCGUUCCAGUGAGUGCGCGACACAUGUUUUUACACUCGUCCGCUGCGUGUACGAGCUGCCUCCGCUGAGGUCGAGGGCCGGGCUGGACCGUGUUCCCGCCCGAGGCACUGAGAACAGCGCUGACGUGUCCUCUGGUGGUUUACGCUGCCGUCAGGUGGCCAUCAGCCACCGGACGCGCCCGGGACGCCGCUCAAACUCUACUCUCACCCUCCCUCUCUAUUAUACAACGUGAGGUCCCGCGUGGCCCGUAUAUGAGCCGACCGUGGCCUGGUCUGGUCUGGUAUGAAACCUGAUUUAUGGUCUGAUUACUGAGCUACGGGGAGGUCGCUAGAGUGUCCCGCCUGCCCGCACUUCGCGAGAUUAUUUAUGUUUGUUUUGUAUCUGCUGUAGGUAGCCAGGAAGUGCGUAGCGCGUGGCCGCACCGAGCCAUUCUCUGUGCAUUAUUCGCGGACUGCAGGUGACUGCCAUUGGUUUAAUGAGGACCCGAUGAGUUUGCACUGGGCGUGCCGGCGAACUCUGUAGCGCGCUGUGGUCACAGAGUGACCGUGUUUAUACGCGGCCGAUGACUGGUACAACCCGUCAGCAUUGCACGCUGUAUUUAUACUCUGCUGACCGCCGGGCGCAGUGCAGUGGUGUGUGCGCGUCCCGGGCCCCGGGCGGGUGACGAGGCUCACCCACCGAGAGCGAGACCGCGCCUCAGCCAAUUAGGGGCGCUAAUAAUCCAGAGAUACGCUCUCUCUCUGUGUCGAGCGUGGAUGGGCCGUCGCGAAGCGCUUUGAGUCGUGCACGCAGCGCUGGUAUGUUCGAUGGAGUGUGUAUGCUGGUGUGAAGUCACCUUGGUCUCGUUUUCAGUAAUACAUACAUGCGUGCCA
Amphibalanus amphitrite is the source of this 2762-nucleotide messenger RNA. RefSeq lists its product as uncharacterized. The record is from RefSeq and is a predicted model, not a curated record. Lineage: Eukaryota; Metazoa; Arthropoda; Thecostraca; Balanomorpha; Balanidae. The transcript has 5 exons. Bases 43 to 1167 code for a protein of 374 amino acids.